AUGAGUAAUCCUCGGAAACAGGGCACCACCACCUACAUCUUCCUCUGCAUCACCAUCUCCGUCGUAUCUUUAUUCUCCGGAAACGUCUCCGCCUUAGGAGUAAACUGGGGAACGAUGGCAACUCAUCAGCUACCUCCAAGGACGGUGGUACAGAUGCUGAAAGACAACAACGUACAGAAAGUGAAGCUUUUCGACGCCGACACAAACACCAUGGGAGCUCUUGCCGGCUCCGGCAUCGAAGUUAUGGUGGCAAUCCCUAACGAUCAGCUCAAAGCCAUGGGAAGCUAUAACAGAGCUAAAGACUGGGUCAGAAGAAACAUCACUCGUUUCAACGACGCCGUUAAAAUCAAGUAA
This is a messenger RNA of Thlaspi arvense, 354 nucleotides long. NCBI's taxonomy places the organism in Eukaryota, Viridiplantae, Streptophyta, Magnoliopsida, Brassicales, Brassicaceae. The record is from the annotation of a GenBank genome assembly.